This is a messenger RNA of Macrobrachium nipponense, 7814 nucleotides long. RefSeq lists its product as uncharacterized. Gene Ontology annotation, biological process: proteolysis. Lineage: Eukaryota; Metazoa; Arthropoda; Malacostraca; Decapoda; Palaemonidae. The record is from RefSeq and is a predicted model, not a curated record. Gene Ontology annotation, molecular function: serine-type endopeptidase activity. The coding region runs from base 1826 to 6706 and encodes 1626 amino acids. The transcript has 13 exons.
CUUAAAGCAGUGCGAUCUGUUUCGAGAAAGCGGAAGAGACUACACACGCAGCGUAAUGUGCUGAUGCCUUCAAACAGAAGCAGUGUGUACACGCAACAGCCCGGCCUUUAGUGAUCCCGCGAGCUGCUUGUGUCUAAACGUUACAGUGGCUUUUGUUGUGAAGAACGAAGCGGCAAGUACUAUUUCUCGGGUCUGAACUCUGCUGAAAGAACGGAAAUCGUACAUCGUGUAUUUAAACGACGUACUCAAUUGCAAACAAAAUUAUCAUUGUCAUUCUAGAUGUGCGCGAACUCAUUCAUGUCAAACCAGCCAAAGAGGUUUUAUGUGAAUAAAAGAAAUGCAGACGAAGAGCAUUAAAAUAACGCUAUGAAACUAAACAAUGAGUUGAAAAAAAGACCAAGUUAAAUAAGAGCUUGAAAACAACGAUGCAAAAUUAUAAAUAAGAAGUGAAAAUAGCGAAAUGAAACUAAAAUAAUGUGGAAAUAACGAUAUGUAGAGAAAACUAGACAAAAUAACGAUAUGAAAGUAAAUAAAAAAAGUUAAAAUAACAACAAAGGCAUAUAUGUUAUGAAAAUAACGUCACGUCACUAAAUGAAUCCAAAUAGCAAUUUGAAACUCACACAGAAAAUAUCCAAAUAACGAUGUGCCGCAGCUAAAAGCAAAAAGACAAUAUAAAUCUAAAUAGAAUAUAAGAAAUACCGACAUGAAAUUUAAACACGAGAGCGAAAAUAAAAAUGGAAAAUACCGAUAUCAAACCAAACAACGGUUCAAAUACCGAUAUGAUACAAACGCAAUUUGUGAAAAUAACAUGAAAAUAAUGUAAAGUGAAUAAAAAAUAAUGAAACUAAUGCAAAUCGUUAACAUAACGGCUCGAGACUAACAGUGAAAAUAACGACAUAGGCCUCAUGUAAACAGUGAAAAUAACGAUAUGAAAUUACUUUAAACAGUGAAAAUUACUUUAAACAGUGAAAAUAACGAUAUGAAAUCCCUUUAAACAGUGACAAUAACGACGUGAAAUUACUUUAAACAGUGAAAAUAACGACGUGAAAAUAAUGACAUGACACUAAUGAACACAGUAAAAAGAACAAGAGAUUCAAUAAGCACUGAAAAUAACGACAUCAAACCAAUGUAAACAGUGAAAAUAACGACAUGAGACUAAUGUGCACGACGGGAGUGAAAACGGCGGUACCCGACGCUCGAUCAAUCACGACGUAACGCUUCGUCGCUCAAUUACCACCACUACCAUGAAGCAACCUGAAUUGAGCAACAGUGCAGUCUACACAUCAGAAAACAAUCUCCCAUCCAAAAUGAGAUGCUUGAAUGUGUUUGCUUUGAACGCAUACUCCGAAAUAACAGGAAAAUAACACUGUUGAGGCAUUGCGAAAUCAUGACGAAUUCUGAUACCCCAUCCGCCUGAAUCAUAGCUAUAUAUUUAAUAAAAAGAUCAACAGGACGAACAACCCUGUAACUUGAGGACAUCCAGAAAAGGAAAGAGGUAGGAAUGCCUAUGGCUUAACCACCACUGAGGCUAUGAAUAUGUUCAUUGGAAAAUUUAAUAUAUAAUUAUCGUGACGAAAAUAUACACAGAGGCUUUCACGAAUGUGCUAAUACACUUUCUUUUAUGGAAGUGACCUGGACUAAAAUGAAAGUCAACCCAAAGUUCAAUGUUACACACAAGACAAUACUCAUUCAAGAAAUCAGGAACAAUACCUGAAGACCAGUGGCAAGUUAAUAAUAGGCAAGACGUAAUAUUCACUGUGCAUAAAAACGCUUUCGUGUUCUUACAACGGACUAGUUCAAUUCAUUAAGGUUUGCCGUCUCCAAAAUGCGUCAAAGCGAGGUAAAGAAAACGAGAAUCGGCCAAGGAUCGACGUCCCCUCUGAGACUUCAGUUGCUGACUUCGUUGAUAUCAUCAAGAGGAAGUAGAAACGGCAAUAAUAGGGGUAGCAGUAUCAAUCUAUUAAUACUGGUACUGUUGCCUCUGCUAAUCUUACAACAAUCCACAGGAGCCGAGGGCCAAGCUACGGCAGCGAUCAGCGUGGCCGCGAUCGGGUCCAACGGCACCGCUUCGGCCGUGGAGAUCACCGGCGUCUGCAACGACCUCCUGCCCAACUGCACCCAGCGGGGCACCAACGGCGAAUGCGACUCGGACCCCGCCGACAUGCUGGUCAACUGCCCGUCAACGUGCGGGUCUUGCCUGCCCGUGUCCGAAGCUGACUGCGUGGAUAAAGGAGAUCCCGAGUCCUGCUUCCUCGGCGCGGCUCUCGGGGAGUGCACUGCCAACCCCUCAUAUUACCUGCGAUUCUGCUCUGCAUCCUGCAGUGAAUAUCUGCCCAUCUGCUCACUGCAGACGAGGGACUUCGGUGAGAUUUGUCAAGAGCAGUCACGAUCUCUAACCAAUCCUGACUUUGACUGUGGGACAGAUUUCGAAGAGAGCGCCCAGAGGGAAGCCAGAUCUGCCCCAGACCUCGUCAUACCAGGCAACAACAGAAAGAAGACGACGGUGGAGAGAAUCGGCGACAUCCUACAGAAAGCAGAAAGAAGACGCAACUCGGGGAAUUUGAAACACCAGAUUGUAAACAACGUUAGAUUUGUUACGAGGCGCAAUAACAAACACGUCUCGUCCAGAGAUACGAAGAAGAAAAAGGGGAAAAACAGAAAGAAAGGAAAGCGACACAAAAAGAAACGAGGCCACCGAAGGAAAGGAAUUCAAAUUCCCUCCUUCAUUACGGCAACCGACGCCACGAACUUGGAAACCAGCAUCAACAAGGUAACCGAAGGCGUUACAACUCAAGAAAUUCAAAAGCAGAUGUCUCUAAAAACACUGUCAACUCUGGUAUCUUCCCUGUACGGAGACCAACCCUCGGCUGUUAACAGCCUCAAGGCAACGUCAGCGUUCGCAAGGGAAGGCGCCACUUCAAAUGUCCCUACCUCGACGAAUAUCAUUGUAGAUACUUUCCCUACAGAAACGAAGACUACGGCUGUAUCUACAAAUACCAUAACUAUUACAGUAGAGGGUUCAGUUGGCACCACAUCAACGAUUACAUCUUUCAUACCAUUGUCAUCGACUGUACUCACCUUAUCAUCGUCCUUCGAAACCGUGACAGUUUGCACCGAGGACUUCACUAUCCCUGAAAACAUUCUCUCCUUACUUUCGGGAUAUGGGCCCAUCAGCACCAUUAUCUACGAACGCACGAGCUCUCUCGUCUUCCUGUCUUCAUACGUAGUCACCGCGACAAAAGGAAGGGAAGAUUUUAUCUUAUCUGCCGAUCUCGUUUCUUCAUUCAUGAUGCAGAGAGGACUUUUAUCUGAACUCAGUCCCCUAGCGAGAAAUUUUAUAAGCCCAACGGCCGUGCUCAUGCCUCCUCUUUCCCGGUUUUUAACAACUCCUCUUCCUAGAAAUGAGGUUGAUGAUAUUCCACUCGCUGGAACUAGGAAUGAGAUCUAUGAUAUUCAAGUAACUGAGCCGGAGUGGCGGAAAACUAUUACGAGCACAAUCAUUGUGGCUCACACCAUAUACACAAAAUGUGACACUCCUGUACCUGAUGAUCAACAGUGCUCAAUCAAUACCAAAGAUGAUGGAUCUUGUGAGAUCAUGCCAUCGGAAGAUGGAUACUGCUCUCUUCCCUGUGACUUCGACUGUUCAAUGGCCAUUAUAAAGAGGGACCACUGUAACAUAAACGACAACAAAUGCCCAGGUGCCACCAUUGAUUUGGACACGUGUGGGGAAAAGUGUCCCAAUCUGACCAUUCUCAUCGAUAACUGUGAAAAUGACAUUUUGAAUGACUGUCAGAGUCUCACCCUAGGAGUUGGGAACAAUACAAAUAAAGAGACAGCAUGCCCUAUUCCCACAAUUGACUUUAACAAUUGUGAAAGCACUCCUGGUAUAAACUGCUCAGUUAUAAAGGUCCUAUCCUCCACAGAUGAAAGAGAGACUUUGUCAUUUUCAGAAGAGGAUUGCUUUAGUAUUUACCUAGACGAUGACAAUACUUGUGGAACUUUAAUAACUGAAAAGGUUAAAUGCAUAGAUAUAGUUUUCGAGCAGACUUCAUGUCCAUCAGUAACGGAUAACAAUGGAGACUGCUCAGUUAUUACAUCAAAGAAAAAUAGCGUACUCUCUCUUAUUCCCGCUAUUUGUGAGAACCCUGUUACAACUCCAGCGCCUUCCUCCACACCGCCUACACCAGAAACAACACUUUCUACAUCAGAAACAACACUCACUACACCAGAAACAAAGCCUACGACACCAGAUCCCACUUCUAAGCCAACUGAGCCUCCUCCAACAACUGACCCUCCAACUCCAACCACUGAUUCUCCAAUUCCGCCAACUGAUCCCCCUCCAACUACAUCAACUGAUUCUACGCAUCCGCCAACUGAGCCUCCAACAACAACUUCAGCCACUGACCCCCCAAGUACUUCGACUACUUUUACAUCGACAGACCCUCCUGUGACGACAAUGCCACCCACCACCAUAUCACCAGACGAAACGACACAACCAGAUGAGCUUCUCACUCCAGAGACCAUUGCAGCCUUAACCAUCGCCAGUACUGUGAUAUCAAUUGUGAUGAGCCAAACAAACAUUAGCCUUUUUCAGCAACUUCUGCAACAGUUAUUUCAAGCUAUCAUUCAACAGCUUUUGCAGGCUAAUCAAAACAAUCAAAACAACAGUGACAACAACAAUAAUAAUAAUAAUAAUAAUAAUAAUGAUCAAAACAACAACAAUAAUGACAAUAAUCAAGACAAUGACACAAGUGACAAUAAUGACAGCAAUAACAACAACAACGAUAACAACAAUAAUGAUAAUAACAACAACAACAACAACAACAAUGCAAAUAACAAUAACCAAGGAAACAAUCAAGGAAGUGGUCAAGGAAAUGGUCAGGGAUCUUCUGGAUCACAAGAUGCUCAACCAGCCUCCCCUGGUGGAGGAUCGGCUCCUCCGAGUCCUUCGUCCUCUGAAAAUGCUGCAGCUGCUCUCGUCCCAAACUGUGAGGCUGAUGGGUACUUAUCACUUGUGGGUGAAUUGGAGAGCUUAGUGGGCAAAAAUACGGGGAAGCCCCUGUCCCCGGCUGCAUUCGAUUUCGUGGAAGCUGUGAACUUUUGCCAGCAUGGUGGAUCAGCUGUUCCUUCAAUGGCUGAAGACAUUCUGAUACCAGAUGCAGAAUUAGUGCCCCCACCACAAUGGCUAGGGCUGAGCUCGCCAGUCAACACUGCUUCAAGGAACAAAAGACGAACCAUAGUUGAACAGCAGCACAUACAUGGUUAUCAAUCUGCAAUAAAACCUCCUAGGUCUCCCAGUCUCUUCAAACCACCAGUCAUUGAAUAUGGAGGAUGGAUUCCAGUAACACAACAUCCCUUUAAACAAUCUGUUCAACUGAGAAAGAAGGCUGUGCUUCAGGACAAAGGGAAAACAGUUUAUCCUAGCAAGCUAGUUCGACCAAAGAGGAAGCAAGGGACCUUUAAUUCACAAUCUAAAGAAAUCGUUCUAAUCAUUGCAAACGGUCUUUAUACAGUUCCACCAGAAAUCUCAUCAACAAAGGACCUUAAGUCAAGCCUUUUUAAUGUUUCAACAGAAACUCUUACCAACGAUAUUCAACCUGCUUCUGAUACAAGCUCCUCAUUACCCUCUUUGACGGAAGUUUUGCAACCCACUCUCUCUACCACUUCUAUUUUUUCAUCAACAGAAUUUCUUCAUUCUCAACUUUACGUGCCCCCAGUCAUUACACCCGAGACAAAUUUAACAACUCAGACUCCUUCUUUACUUCAUAGUACUGAAAGCAGUUUUGAUUUAGGUACUGAAAGUAUCACUGAUGUAGCUCCCUUUACCACAGUAUCUGCUAACACUACUUCAUUACCAAUCAAUGUAACAAAUGAUGAUCGACCUCAAGGCCUUGGCCCAGCAGCAAUAGGAUUUUCUCCUGACAGUGCUGGGGAGGAAGAUGAGGAAACUGAAAAUGAGAGGAGAGAGGAGCAUUUGCAAGAGGAAGAGGGCAUAGAAGAUGAAGGAAAUGAUGAAACUGAGUUGACAAGAAACAUUUUCUACUGUGGUGGGACUCUAAUAUCUCAAAAGCACAUUCUGACCGCUGCACACUGUGUUAUACCUAGAAAGCCAAAUGUGAUUCGACUUGGGGAGAGAGACUUCAGUACAAGUAAUGAAAGUCGCACAGUUGACUACAGAGUGAAGCGAAUUGCAGUCAAUCCUGGAUAUCGGUUUCCCAUUAAAUACAACGAUAUAGCUGUUAUAACACUUGAAGACGAUAUACCACUAAACUCAGGACUUGUACCUAGCUGUGUUCCAACGUCCGAGUUGGAAUUGUUUGAAGGACUGGUCGCCACUGUUUCAGGCUGGGGCACACGUGCAAAUAACGAAGCAUCUGACAUUCUGAUUGAUGUAGAAGUUAGGGUACGGUCGCUACUGCAGUGCAAUGAAUCCUAUAACACACUUGGAGAAGUAUUCACUUUACAUUACCCAGACGGCCUUAUUUCCAACAUGUUAUGUGCUGGAGGAGACGAAGGAGAGGAUGUAUGUAGGGGUGAUUCUGGUGGGCCCCUGUUUCUGCAAGAACUUUUACAAGUUGCAGGAGUGGUGAGUGCUGGGUAUGGCUGUGGUGAUGUAAAUUUUCCUGGACUGUAUACAAGAGUGGAUAGCUUCCUUGCAUGGAUUGAUCUGGCAGUGUACGGUAAAUGUGCUUCACCCAUUAGGUAAAACUAAUUUCCAGUGAAUAUCAAUAAGAACUUUGAAAAAUUAUUUGAUUUCAACAUCUUUAUAUGAGAGAAAAAAUAUAUAAAUAUGUACUGUAAAUUUUACAUGGAUGAACUUGUGAUUUUAAACGAAUCUUUUAGUAUAGAAACAAAACAUAAGAAACAGUUCUAUAACAAUAGGUACUCUUCAUCUUAAAUACUUUCCUUACAACUGUGUUGUCCACUGGACAGAAUUAAGAAUGGAGGUAUGUACAUAAUGUUUUAUUAUAAAUCAAGUCGCUAAUAGAUUUCAAACUCCCUGCUUAUCUUUUAUAUUAAUUCAUAUGGCAAAUUAGUAAUUUUCAGGAACGAGAAAAGUAAAAGAACCAAAGCUUAUAUAUGCAAUUGAGUACUGAAACUUUGGAACGGGUGAAACCAAGAACUGCAUAGCGUGACAUAUUUCAAUAUUGUAUAAUUUAAGGAGUGAGUGUAAGGCACUAGUUCAGCUAAGAGUCAUGUGUUUGCAUUGGAUGGUUCAAAUGAUGUGUUAAUUAUAAAUGCAAGUUUAUUUGAGAGUAACUCCUCUCAAAAUAGAUUGCUUCACUGUGGAAGCUUAGCAUUGUGUAUAAUAUAUAACUCCUAUGGAGUUUAUUUUAAGAUAAAAGACAUACAAAUAAUAUACUUUAGUGAUUGAAUAAUCAUCUGCUUGAAUUUCACCUCAUUCUUUCAGCCAAAUAAACUGCAACUGUGAUAUUUUUAAGCACUUCAUAUACAGUUACUAUUCUAAAUUUCUGGGAUACAUUUUGAUUGAAAACAAUCUACAUAUUGUACUGUAGAUUUGUCAAUGACUACAGUACUCAGAUGCCAUUACGUAUCUACAACUUUUCUCAAAUUUUUUAGCAAGAGAAUAUAAUUACAUUACUACUAUUGUGUGUAGUGACCUAUUAGUAAUGUUGAACAAACUGUAUUGUAAAAUAAGCCUAAUUUUCCUUUAACCAUGCUUUCUUGUAGUAUUUUGUAUUUAAGCAUCUUUUGUCUUUAACCAGGUAUGAUACUACAGUCAUCUGCAAUUCAUAAAACAUUCUUCAAUCCUCAUUAUUAUGUAAGAUGAAUAAAGAUUUUUGCAUACCCUA